Messenger RNA from Ceutorhynchus assimilis (cabbage seed weevil), 4421 nucleotides. NCBI's taxonomy places the organism in Eukaryota, Metazoa, Arthropoda, Insecta, Coleoptera, Curculionidae. The record is from the annotation of a GenBank genome assembly.
UUGAUGCAAAAUUGUCAUUUUCUGAACACAUUUAUGCAUGUUGUAAUAAAGCAUUGAAAAUGUUGGGUUUUAUCAAAAGACACACAAGAGACUUUAAGAAUGUUUCUGCUCUAAAGUGCUUGUAUGUGUCAUUGGUUCGUUGCCAUCUUGAAAAUAAUAGCCGUGUGUGGUCACCACAUUAUAAAAUUUAUAUUGAAUUAGUUGAACGUGUACAGAGAAAAUUCUUGAGAUACAUAGGGUAUUGGAAACAUUGGAGCAUAGGCGUAAAAAAAUUGAUCAGUUAUUGAUUUUGUAGUUACUCAGAGGUUAUCUGAAUUGCCCUGAGUUGCUCUCGGCUGUAAACUUGAAUGUCCAGUGAGAAAUUUUAGAGCUGUGCGCUGUUUUUUGUUGGAGAGACAUCGUACCUCUUAUUACCAACAUACAACCAUUAAUCGCGCUAUAUCUUAUGCCAACAAGAUACAGCAUACAAAAGAACAAAGACAAAACUCGACAGUUCAGAUAAAAAUAAAUGACUCAAUGUUUACACAACCUGAACAAUAAAUAAAUAAGGAAAAGAAAGGUGUGUGAGCAACAAAUUUAUUUUGCACAAGCCCAAUAGGGAAAUCACAGGGCCAAGGUCACUGUUUGGCUUAAAUGAAACUAUUUAGGUAAUAAAAUAAGGAAAUAUUUUCAAGCACCUCAGUAUUACCAAACACACACACACACACCUACAAUAAAUAGAAAUAGAGGAAGGAAGAAAUUGUGGAAAAUCUGUGCAAAAUAACCUGUCAGCUGUCGACUGUGUGGGCGAAUCACGAUUAGCCGUCCUUGUCAUUCGCUUAUAAUUAGAUAAAGAGACAAAAUCAAGUCGAUCAGUAAGGCGCUCUUACUAGAACGAAAAUCGACUUUUUGUCGUAUCGAUAUUCAAUGUAAAAAUAAGUUAAGGAGUUGGGAGCAUUUUUAUGCCUUAAAAAUAGGAUUGCCAUGUACUCGAUACUCAGUUUUCCUUGUAUCGAUAUUUGUAGCUCCGCCCCUGGUUUGGUUUAGUUAUCCGCGGUGUUGCCACAUUUUGUAGAUUUUCUUCAGCAGUUUGCACUCACUUUUCGAUAAUAAAAAAUACAGCAGUUCUAAGGACUUGUUACAUAUAAGAGGCCUAUUCGGGUUUGGAAAAAGUACGGUCCUAGAACGGUCCAGAAGAAUCGCACAGUUUAUUAUUGAAAUUUGUGAUAGUCGAGUCGUUGUUAUUUUGUUGAUCGAUAAACUGGACGACUGUUUUGAACCGUUCUAGAACCGUCCUUUUUCCAAACCCGAAUAGGCCUAAUAUAUUACCAAAAUAAUCAGUUAUCAGAAUCCUAAAAAAGAAUUCAUUUAUUCAGUCCAGUGAAUAUUUUUGACUUUAGGCACUUUAGGCAAUCAUUAAUAAACACUCAAAGUUGGCAACGUCGCCGAAUAACAUCCUACGUGUUGCCGGUCCCUGGGUCGGGUGAUUUAUUUUUUAAUUUGACAUUGUUAUUUUGACAGCUGCCCACUUGGCACUUGCGAAAAAUUCGCACAAAUUUUUUAAAGGUUAUGUUAUUUUUUCGUCGGACAACAAAAAUCUAAAAUGGAUCAACAAGAUAAAAACGAAAACACCGAUUCGCAAAUGGAAAUUGAUCCGGAUUACGAGAGCACCAACUUGGCAAUUAGACGGGGCCGAGUAGAGGGUAUAGGUCAUUUGCCAACAGAAGAAAAACUUAAAUCCAUCAUCCGGGGAGAAUUCGACAAGGAACUACAAAUCAGACAAAAACAAUUAGAAGAAAUCGAAGAAAAAGUAUUCAAAGCCCAAAAACUCUUGCACGUAGUCCGUUACGUCCUAAUCUCUUCAUACUACAACAAAAAAGCCCUCGAAUAUGAAGCAGAAGGCUCUCUGAACAGUUCUGACAUACUGUCAAGCCAAAACCGGAUACAUCCCGCUGUUAAAAAACUAAUAGGCAAAAAUGCAAAUAAGCUAGAGUUCCUGACGUCUCGCACCAAAAGAAAAGUGACUGAGGGUCAAUCUAAACCCCCCGACAAGGGACAAUCGGAAGCUAAAAAAAUGAAACUAGAACCAAACGAGAACCGAACAAUACCGGCAACAAUAGUAAAACCUCAGCAACAAAAUUCAGAGGAACUGGCUACAAAUAGGAAUAGAAUACAACAUAGAUUGGUUGUAGGGAAUAUUUCUUAUUAUAAAAAAUCUUUAGAGCAAAACAAUUUGACGCACAAGUGGAUGGUUUAUGUUAAAAUAUUUAAAGGGUUGAAAGAUGGCAUUGAAGUUACGAAUCUUACAGUGGAUAAAGUUGUAUUUUUUCUACAUCCUUCGUAUAAACCACACGAUGUUGUUGAUAUUGGCCACCCCCCUUUUCAUUUGUCAAGAAGAGGUUGGGGUGAGUUUCGAUUGAGGGUAAAAAUCCAUUUUAAAUCGCCCAUGAAUAAACCCGUAGAUGUGAUUCAUCAACUGAAGCUGGACAAUACAUUUACUGAAAGACAAACUUUAGGAAACCAAACUGUAGUCCCUUUAUUCCUUCACGAGGAUUUAUUCCAAGUUAAACAAGACCCCGAUCCUGUAAUUUUAAACGACGAUAAUAUCCUAUUACCGGAAUCAUUAAGUGAUAAUAAUUUCGAUUUGCUUCAACUAGAUAAUAUGGACUUGAAUCCGUUUUUAAACGACAAAAUAAUAAGCAUAGAACCAAUAAAAAUUGAGCCGUCGACUAGUUUUGAACAUGACUAUUGUUUCGACGAUAUUACAAUAAAACAUGAAGAUUUAAAUAUUAUCGAUGAUUAUACAAUUGUUGAACAACAAAAUCCUGAAUUUGUCCUAAGGGAUCAUGCCUAUACUGUGCCAGCAAUCAAAGAAGGUCAAAAAAGCCACAAAAAACAAAAAACCCCUAUCAAACAAGGUUAUAAUGAAUUAAUGUAUGGUUUGGGAACUGGUUAUUUGGACCCAGGACGGUCCAGACCUAAAAAAAUUGUCAGAAAAGCUAGUGUUAUGAAAUCUCCAGAAAAACUAGCAAACAAUUCCAAAUCUUUAUAUAAAGUCUUGAAAACAGUCACAGGCCAGUCAAUAAGAGUCCUUCCAGAAAGUUUCAAUCAACUACUUUUAAAUAAUGGUAGCAUUGUAUCAGUGAAACUCUUAAAAUCACCUACAAAAGAUAAUGCAACAACAAAUUGUUCAAAAACUUCGAACAUCUUAAAGUUACCAAAUAAUAAUAAAUUUAAAAACAUGGGAGAAGUAUUGCCAUAUUUAUUUAAAAGGUUACCCAUAUGGAAUCCAGAGGCUGAUGAAGAUUACAAAUGCACCUAUCCGUUUACUGCUUCAUCAAAAAAUGAGUAUUUGUCGUGGAAUGUGGGAAAAAAAUUAGCUGCUGAAUGGUCCAGAGCCAAAGCAAUCAAAAGAAUCCUUGCAGGCGAGCCUUAUAGUAAAAACUGGACUACAAAGGCAAUUUUUAUGUAUGCAAGGUCCCAUUUGUACACACCUUUAGUGUCUAGUUAUAGACUAUUUCGUAAAGACUCAGUCGAAAGAAGUCUUAUACUAGAUUGUUAUAAGGGCACUCACAAUCAGAACAGUGGCCUCGCUUACCCUAUUCAUGAUGAAGCCAUCAAUAUUGUAUCUCCCGUAAAACCUGUGAUAGAUCCAAUCAAUUCUAAUUCAAUAGAAACAUGUAUAGAUAUAUCAGACAAAAAUUUGUCCGAAGAAUGUGCUUUUAUAAAAGAAGCCGCUUUAGAUGUGGGUAUAGUGCUUAAACCCGAAGUACUAGUUGAGGGUGUGUCAAUGAAUGCUUCAGAAAGGAUUUUAUUCGAGGCUGUGAAAUGUUUUGCUGAAAACCUUAUUCGGACCGCUAGGACUUAUUUGAUUUGUGAGAAGAAAUAUUCGAACGAAACCGCUGAAAUAACCACUAAACAAAUAAACAGGGUAAUGGGAGAAAGAAAAGAAUUUCAAUCUAUAAGAAAGUAUAGAGAAAAUAAAAUUGCAAGUGAUUUUUUCUCAUAGACCAAUCAAAAAACCUAUAUUAUUAUAAUAUGUAUAACCUUUAUUAUUACUUUAAACAUUAUUUAUUUGUGUUUAAUCUAAGUUGCCUUUCCUGUGUGCAAUUAUUUUGUUUUUAAAUUAUGGCACAUUUUGAUAAGGAUUAUUUUUUAAUUAGGAUUUGUUGUGAGGCUGAGAAAAAAUUAAUAAUGAUUAAAAUCGGUUCAGUGUUUUUAUUUUUCCUAGCUGUUUGUUAGGCUAUAAGUUGACUAAGAAAUUUUUACCAACAAAUAAAAAACCAAGAUCAGCGAUUUCUAACUAUAGUUAAAUAAAGCUGUUGUAAGUUUAUUUAGCAAUCAAUGAACCAUAUUUCAUUGCUCUUCAUAUGACUGCAUGCGUCCUCGAAUAUUUCAACCAUCAUCAAGUACAAAGUAGCUAGAGUAAAGAUGGAAUCGAA